This is a messenger RNA of Nasonia vitripennis (jewel wasp), 5136 nucleotides long. It is a transcript of the gene Pvr, whose product is annotated as vascular endothelial growth factor receptor 1. Bases 176 to 4402 code for a protein of 1408 amino acids. The transcript is spliced from 23 exons. Lineage: Eukaryota; Metazoa; Arthropoda; Insecta; Hymenoptera; Pteromalidae. Gene Ontology annotation, molecular function: transmembrane receptor protein tyrosine kinase activity; ATP binding. Gene Ontology annotation, biological process: protein phosphorylation; positive regulation of kinase activity; cell surface receptor protein tyrosine kinase signaling pathway. The record is from RefSeq and is a predicted model, not a curated record. Gene Ontology annotation, cellular component: signaling receptor complex.
GAGAGACCUUCGCCGCAUCAGUAGGUGCGCGGCUUUCUCCCGGUGACCAUCGCGCGCCAGUGUGUAUGUUAUACGAGUGCACAGAAUACACAUCCGCGAGUGCGCAUGUAACAUGAGGAGUCCUUACCUCGAGUGCUGUAACAGUGUGGUAUAAGUCGAGGAACAGCCCGCGAGGAUGCCGUGGAGCAGCUCGUUGGCGGCUCUGCUGCUGCUACUCGUCGCUAUUAUCUCAGACUGUCGAGGGUACAAGCCGCUCAUCAACCCUAACGUGCCAGAAUUGAAAUUGAACGAGGGAGAAAAGUUGGAAAUAACGUGCACGAGUAUCGAGGAUAUCGAACCUCAUUAUCCCGAGGAUGACAGACUCGCUAAUAUCGAAACCUCCCCUCACAACAUUACUUACGAAGAUCUAGGCAACGGCAGUAAGAAACUUAAAUUUACGCGCGACAGUGUCGUUUUUGGCGACACUGGAUACUAUGGAUGUAGCAAUGGUAAAGCGAACUAUGAAAACAAAAAUUAUGACGAUCCUAAUGCCAGCUGGGUUUACGUUUACGUUCGAUCCGAUGAGCAUUUGUUCGUGGGAAAUAUUGGGUAUCAGUCCCUCUUUGGGUCAGUUGGAGACACGAUCAUUUUACCGUGUCGACCGACGUCGAAGGAGCUGCACGUGCAGCUGAAAUCAGAGACCGAAAUGGAGGAGAUGGAGCUCAAUGAAAAUUUGUCUUUCGAUCCAAGGGUAGGCUUCAGAAUGGAAAAUUUGUCCGCUUUAGACAGUAAUACUUACUUUUGCGAAAUAGAACACAACGGCACGACAGAAACACUGACUUUUUUGGUUAAACUCAUUCAAAAAUCAACCUUGAAAACGCCCGUAAUAUUGAAAGAUGGCUUGGAGUACGUUACCAAAGGCUCAAGUUUGCACGUCAAAUGUACGGUUACCAUUGGAAUAGACAAUAAUUUCGAUUUCUACUGGACGACGCCUCGAAAUUCGAGCUCUAGAACUAUCCGGCCCCCGGUAAGAAGAAGGAUAGAAGCGAAUACCCAACUGGUAACAUCCGAGCUCGUCGAGGAGAACGUUACUUACGACGACGAGGGUGAAUACGUUUGUAAAGUAAAAUCCUUGACUGAUAUGAAAAGUACGAGCACAUACAUUCGCGUCCACGAUCCGAGCAUAAAGUAUAUUAAUUUAACGUCGCACGAUAAGGAUAGGCAUUACGUUAUCAAUGCAUUCAAGUCCGUAACGUUCUCGGCUGAAGUUAAGGGAUACCCGACACCAUCGAUUAUGUGGUUGAGUCCUGAUGGCAAAGAAAUUCUUUCGAACAACAGAAUAACCGUGGAAAAUAAAAAUUCAUCAACGACUCUGAAAAUUCAAAGUGUAGAGAUCAGAGAUAUGGGUACAUACCUUCUUCAAGCCUUCAACGACGAUAAGGAAGAACAUUUGAAUUUCACCCUGGAGGUUUUAGCGAGACCUUUGGCAAUAUUGCGCCCCGUCGAGCACUACUAUGUUCUAAACGAAAGAGCCUCAUUCGGCUGCAAAGCCGUAGGCAAUCCUACAUCUAACAUGUCGUGGGCUUAUUUCAAAUGUCCGAAUCUGCCAUCUGAAGAAGGUUGCGAGAAAGUUGAAUUAGAGGACGCCAGAAUACUCGAGGAAUCCGGAAGUAUGAUAACUGGAGAAGUAGAAGCUACCAUAGAGAUGUCGGGUAGAAUAAAAUGUACAGCGUGCAACCGACUGGGCUGUGACUCGUCUGAGCAGAAUGUUCUUGUAUCAGAUGGAGUACCAGACACUGCUCUUGGAAUCAUAGAGCCGGAAGAAAAGAUAACAGCCGGUGACGACGUCGUUGUAACGUGCGCGGCUUCGAUUUACAAUUUUACAACUGUUGAAUGGCUGGAUGCUAAUGAGGAACCACUGCAAGACUCUCAAAGACUGGAAAUCAAAUUUGAAGAAACUGGGUUUACUCAUCGUACUAUUUUAACGAUCAAAAAUGUACAAAAGGAAGACGAAGGCCAUUAUUUUUGUAGAGCACUUUCCUCUGAAAACCCUUCGAAUCCUUCGGACACUAUUCGUUAUGAACUCCUUGUCAAUGAUCCCGAAGCCCCCUAUUUCACUUACGUAAAUAUGAACGGAUCAGAAGUUACAAUAGCGGGUAGAGAAGCUUACAACAAUCUUCACUUAAUUUGUCGCGCUGGAGGCAUGCCGAAACCCCAUAUCACAUGGUACAAGGACGAUGAACCGCUGAAGUUUAACGAAGAGCAGUUCUAUCUUAGUUCUGAAUCCGAGCUCGUGAUCAGAUUUUUAAUGGAAAAGGAUAGCGGAAAGUAUUCGUGUGUCGCUGAAAAUCGUGUCGGCAAAGAAACCCAGUUCCAGAAGAUUCUAGUCAAAGGAACCGAAGUCUCUAUGAUGUGGAUGCUGACUAUUGUCAUAUUACUGAUAGUUCUUAUUGCGUUGUCGAUUUACUUCUGCAUCAAAAUACGCCGUGAGAGGUCGAUGAGAAAGCAGUUGGUAGAAGCAGGUCUGAUACACUUCGAGGAAGGAGCGCUGGACUGCAUUAAUCCAGAAUUGACUGUAGAUGAUCAAGCUGAGCUUCUUCCUUACGAUAAAAAGUGGGAGUUUCCUAGGGAAAAAUUGAAACUAGGAAAACAACUGGGUAGCGGAGCUUUUGGUGUCGUAAUGAAAGCCGAAGCACGUGGCAUCGUCGCCGAUGAAUCGUUAACGACCGUCGCCGUAAAGAUGGUCCGAAGGAAUGCAGAGCCUGCUUACAUACGUGCUCUGGCGAGUGAACUGAAAAUCAUGGUGCACCUUGGAAAACACCUGAACGUUGUCAAUCUUCUGGGAGCUUGUACAAAUAAUAUUGCUAAACGAGAGCUUUUGGUGAUUGUGGAAUAUUGCCGAUACGGAAAUCUGCACAACUAUUUAUUAAGGCACAGGGCGAAUUUCAUCAACCAGAUAGACCCUGUCACUGGACAAAUCGAUCCUAACAUCGGCCAGGAGUUGCUGAUGAGAUCUACCAGUGUUACCAGUAACAAUAGUCUCAGCGCAGCAUCAGGCAAUAGCGCGCCCGGUACCGAGACCGUCAUCUACUGCACGGACACGAAGGAUGUAACCGGUAUACCCGAUGCCGGAUGCAUCAACAGUAAUGGCUCGCAGCCGGGUUGGCGAUCCAAUUACAGAGGAGACUACAAGGACAGGAAUCUCAAACCCAUUUGCACCCAGGACUUGCUCUCUUGGGCAUUUCAAGUUGCCCGUGGUAUGGAGUACCUUUGCCAGAGAAAGGUGUUGCACGGAGACUUGGCAGCGCGAAAUAUUCUGCUCGCGGAGAACAACGUUGUCAAGAUUUGCGACUUUGGCCUAGCGAAGACCAUGUACAAAAACGAUAAUUAUAAGAAACAGGGAGACGGACCCGUGCCGAUCAAGUGGAUGGCUAUCGAGUCGAUCAGGGAUUGGAUAUUCUCGACCCAGUCGGACAUCUGGUCGUUCGGUAUUGUACUCUGGGAGUUCUUCACUCUGGCUGAAACUCCCUACCCUGGAAUGCAAGCUGAAAAGCAGUAUCAGAAGCUCAUCGAGGGAUACAGGAUGGAGCAGCCCAAAUAUGCCACUAAAGCCAUAUACGACACGAUGCUUCAGUGCUGGAAGGCCAAGCCAACUUUGAGGCCGUCGUUUACCGAGCUAGUCGAAAAUAUCGGUGAACUUUUGGAAGAGGGCGUGAGGAUGCACUACGUUGACUUGAACACUCCGUAUCUCGACAUGAACACAGCAGGCUUGGAGGGUAAAGACGACUAUCUGACGAUGAUGUCAGCUCCGGAUCAUGCAAUACUUAUGGCCUCACCUGAGCACGAGUAUGUCAACGGUCCACCUCAACCCACAGAUUCGGCUUAUCUCAGCAUGAACAGCCCUGCACUCGACGAAUCUGGAAUUUUCAGUCCUCGCCCGAACGAGGACAAUUCGCGCUUCCAAUUUCCCAAUUCCCCGUCGACCAGUAUCGCUAAUGCUGCACACUCCGACGGCGAAGACGCCCCUAUGCUGAAGAAAACCAAGGAGGAGCCAGAACAGGACGAGGAUAAUUAUCUGAAACCCAUCGACGUUCACAAGAAGCGAGAAGAGUUCAUGCGACAACGAGAAGCCGAAAAGAAGAAAGAAAGGGAACGCAGUGGUAGGAGAUCCACCGAUAGGGAUUCAGGAUACUGCAACACUCCAAAGAAUUUGGAGUUGGUUGACGUCAAAGUCGAAGUGCCGAAUGAGAAAGCUCCGAGUUGGACGAGUGCGGACGACACGGAUACACCGUCUGUGAUCAUAAGGACACAGGACAAUUACGUGAACAUGCCGAAGCAGAAAAAAGACGUGCCCGACAGUUUUAUGAACCCGAGUUACAUUUUCGUAGAGGCCAAUAAACCAGAUCGUCAAGAUAUACUUUAAGUGUAUUCCGAUAGAUCUGAUUCGAUCUCUUGACUUUAUACCGAUACAGUUUUCAUAAGACUGCGCUGUCGUGAAUGGUCGAUGUGAACAAAUUUUUUUUACUUAGGCGUAAAUAUACUUAGUUUGCAUGAAUAUGCGAAUAAUCGUGUACGUAUAAUUUUACGAUGAUCUAUAAUUAUAAAAAACUGUCUUAGUAUAUGCAACAGGAUACUUAAAGCAAAGUCUUGUAUAAUGUUUGGAAUUCAUUUUAAUAUGUAAGUGCCAUUCCGUCAUGACACAUCAUUUUAUAUGAUAAUUGUUAAUCAUUCUACUUAGAAUUUUAAAACUGUUAUAUUUACGUAUAACCUAUUGUAAAGUAAGCUCUGUAAAUAGUUACCAUUUUAACUUUGUGAUUAAAUAUGUACAACGAAUGAUUCGUAACAAGGAGUAAACUUAUCAUAUAAAAUAACGAUGCAUUUUACAACACGCUUAAUUAAAGACUACAAAUCGUCUUCAAUUUCGUUUUUAUAAUACUCGACUUGCUAAGAAACGGUAGAGCAGUUGAACUUAAAGGUAUAAUUAUUUUAUUUUUUAAUUUGAAUUGAGAAUAAUAAUGAAAUAAUAAAUUAGAGCGCCUCUUUGUAAAAUGUUUGUACCCAUCAGCGCAAAUUGUACAUAUUCUCCGUUUAUACUUAAUCGUAAUCAAGAGAAGGUAUAUUCUCAAAUAAAAUAUUCUUAUUAUCUUCAUAAAAUUC